This is a messenger RNA of Cygnus atratus (black swan), 2136 nucleotides long. It is a transcript of the gene SLC35C1, whose product is annotated as solute carrier family 35 member C1. Gene Ontology annotation, molecular function: antiporter activity. The transcript is spliced from 3 exons. Gene Ontology annotation, cellular component: Golgi apparatus. NCBI's taxonomy places the organism in Eukaryota, Metazoa, Chordata, Aves, Anseriformes, Anatidae. Gene Ontology annotation, biological process: GDP-fucose import into Golgi lumen; protein O-linked glycosylation via fucose. The record is from RefSeq and is a predicted model, not a curated record. Bases 53 to 1117 code for a protein of 354 amino acids.
CGGUGGCGGCGGCAGCGGAGGGGCGCAGCUGACGCGGACCGGGAUCCUGCGGAUGGCGCUGGGCGGCGGCGCCGCCGACCCGCUGCUGCCGGCCGAGGGCGGCGGGGAGCGGCGGGCGCCCUUCGUGCUGCGGGCGCUGCGCAUCGCCCUGGUGGUCUGCCUCUACUGGUUCACCUCCAUCACCAUGGUGUUCCUCAACAAGUACCUGCUGGACAGCCCCUCGCUGCGCCUCGACGCCCCGCUCUUCGUCACCUUCUUCCAGUGCGCCAUGACGGCCGCCCUCUGCAUGGGGCUCAGCCUUGGGGCCUCCUGCGGGCCGUGCUGUGCCGGGCUGCCCGCACUGCGCCUCGACCUCAAGGUGUCCCGCAGCGUGCUGCCCCUCUCUGUCGUCUUCAUCGGCAUGGUCACCUCCAACAACCUCUGCCUCAAGCACGUCGGCGUGGCCUUCUACAACGUGGGGCGCUCGCUCACCACUGUCUUCAACGUGCUGCUCUCCUACCUGCUCCUCAAGCAGACUACCUCUCUCUAUGCCCUCCUGGCCUGCAGUGUCAUCAUAGGUGGCUUCUGGCUGGGUGUUGACCAGGAAGGAGCAGAGGGCACUCUGUCAUGGACAGGUAUAUUCUUUGGGAUCUUAGCAAGCCUGUGUGUCUCCCUCAAUGCCAUCUACACCAAGAAGGUGCUGCCUGUGGUGGAUGGUAGCAUCUGGCACCUGACCUUCUACAACAACGUGAAUGCUUGUGUCCUGUUCUUCCCCCUCAUGAUGAUGCUGGGCGAGUUCCACACCCUCUACCACUUUGACAAGCUGGGAAACCCCACUUUCUGGGGCAUGAUGACCCUGGGGGGAGUGUUUGGCUUUGCCAUUGGGUAUGUGACUGGACUUCAGAUUAAGUUCACUAGCCCACUCACCCACAAUGUGUCCGGGACAGCCAAGGCCUGUGCCCAAACGGUGCUGGCUGUUAUUUACUUUGAGGAGACAAAGAGCUUCUUGUGGUGGACAAGUAACUUGAUGGUGUUGGGGGGCUCCUUUGCCUACACGUGGGUAAAAGGGCUGGAGAUGAGAAAAGUGGAAGAGGAUCCUAAUCUCAAAAGCAGUGAAAGAAAUGAGACUGGCGUGUAGGCAGAUUCAGCCUGCACCUGUUUCUGUACCUGGGAGUUAACCGUCAGAGCUCCUUUCCUCCUGCAGAGAAGAGCAAGGAGCAGGAAAAAUUCACCUGCAAAUGGUAUGGGGGGAGCUGUGUCAGGAACCAGAGCCAAAGAGCUAACUGAAUCAUGUCUUGUCCACUGGAUCUCCCCAGCUCAGAGACAGGGUGAGAGCAUGUGUUCUAGAGAAGUAUCAGGUUUUUUGUGGACAUUUUUCUAAAAUGGCUAUUGCCACUGACCUAAUCUGAGCAAUUCCCAUCUCUGUGGGGUGGUCAAAGAAUGGGUUGGGAGCUCUGUGUAUUUAGGGAUCUAGAAUGACAGCUGACUGAAUUAAGAGUGUGGAGUUACAAAAUCCUGAACCUCCAUGAGGGGGAGGCAGGUAGCCAAGCUGUUUGGGAUAGUCUUAAGUAAAUGGUUCUGCUGCAAAAGAAUUGGCAAUAAUGGUUUAUUCCUGUUUCGCUGUUCAAUGCGAAGGGUUGGAAAUUUCUUUCCGUCUGGUUGUGUACAAGCCUAAGAAGCAGCAGUGCCCCAGAUCCCUGUUCCAAUGGGUCAGUAACUCAUCCUGCUGAGGUCUCUUGUUUCUUGCCCUCUGGGUUCUUAGUUUGGGAACCAUGUUAAGAAGCAGGUGUGAUACAUCAGCACCUUUUCCUGGGAGGGAAAGUGUGUGCUCUCAAAUGGCCUGUCUGCCUUAAAAAAGAGGAGCAAGCAUGCCUCUGCCCUCAGUGACAAAAGGGAGAGGAAAAGCUGUUCUGAAGCACUUCCUCCCUGCCACAACAUCUCAUGGGGUUCACAACACUCACCCUCUGUGCUCUCAAUUUAGGGGCCAGGCUGACAACACCUGGGCUCCUUCCAGAAGACUUACACCACACCAGCUUUGUACCCCCCCCAGCUGCUCGGGGCUCAUUCCCUCACAGCCCCCCGCCAUUUUAGCCCGUCCCCUCCACCACCAUUUCAGCGCUUGAGGAAAAAAAUAAAUAAAUAAACUUUUAACCAUGU